GUUCAGUCGGGGGAUACUUUAACUUUACAGUCUGAAAAUAUGUAACAUACCAGUUACUAGUCAUUUGACCCACCUUCUUAGAUUGAAGUGCUGAUACCGAAAGUGAACUGACGUGGAAAAUCUUACUGUGUAAAGUAGCUACUUUAGAUAAAAUGUGGCUGCUUCUGUUUAUUCCUGCAGCUAGAAUGACUGAUUGCCAGCUUUCCUAAAGAAACCAUGACUUCAAAGGAACUGGUGAUCGCAAAGUAGCAGGUUCAGACUAAGUGCCCUGGGUCCAGCUUGUGUCCCGUAGUUAGCUGAACUUGAACUUUAACUGCAGUAAACCCAUAACUUUCACAUGACCCACGGAAACCACAAAAGAAUCUACACCAGGCAGCUUGUAGGCAGCACACUUUGAAAUCAGGAAGUAGUACAUGUGGGGCAAAAUAAACUCUUCUAGGUGACAUUCAAGCAGGACACAAAUGCAUUUAUAAAGAGAGUUUGGAAAGACUGGUUGUAUGAAGUGCUAAAUAAUACAGGACAGGAUACUAAAAUGUUAGUUGUAUCUUUACCAUUAAUUAUUUUGUAUUAUUUAGUUGUCUUGCUUGAUCAAGAGCAAGCAGACUUUCAAUGAGAUUUAAAACAUGAGAAAUUCCAAAUACAAAAAGUAGCUUUUCAAUGCUUAAUUAAGUUAUGGAAAUAUUAUGUUCCGUGCUAAUACAAAAUACAUCAAUUUUUGAAGGAUUUUUAUUAUUGGACAUUUGUGUAAAAAUAUUCUGAAUUCUGUGUUUAAUGAUUGGCUGAACCCUGUUAAUCUUUAAAUAAAGCUCUGAACCUUAAAAAUCAAGGUGAGACCUAUUAGGUACAAACCUUCUGGAACACUGUCUGACAGAACAGUAGGAUUCUGUGGAUUUGGGUUGAGAUCUAUAUGACAACCAGUGGAAAAGUGAAUGAAAAAAACAACUUACAGGAUGAAAAUAAAAAGAUAACUGAACAGUUCCAGCAAUUACAGAAGGAGCUGGAGGAGCAAAAGCAACAAGCAGUGGAAUUAGAAGAAGGAGUCAUUCCAGAUUCUCCAGUUCUGACCUCUUCAUUUUCUGUGGUUAAUCGUAUGAGGAGAAAAAAAGAGAAUAGGCAUAUCCGAUACACAGAACAUGCACACUCAGAUUUGGAACUUAGCAACAGUGAGUUUGGAAAAAUUCCACUCUUUUCCACACAAGUGAGCAGUAACCACAGAGAAGAGAUACUAGUGGCAGACACCUGUGAUCCACAACUGUCCCCUGUACCAAAUAAACCAAGAGUAGGAGGCUAUCCCAUUCCAAAACCAUCUUUUAACUUGGCUGCAGUUGUCGCAGAAACUAUUGGACUUGGUGUUCAAGAGGAAUCUGAGUCCCAGAGUGUACUGAAUCUUCCCCACACUAAUACAGUUAUGAACCAGGCCCCAGAGAGCAUGCAGACUGAAGACUCAAGAAAGCAUCCAGCUUCUGAAUCAAGAAAUGAUGACAGCAAUUUAGGUAUUUCAGAUCCAUCUCAGAACACUCCACCACAUGUUGACUGGGAUUCUCAGGUAGCUUCUCCUGUUUUUGGAGCUUCUAGCAGUAUGAAGAACGACUCAAGUAUAGGUCAUGCUCCUUGUAUUUUAGAUUCAGGAUUGAAGACUAAUCUCAAAACCAACCUCUUCAACAAUCCAUCCAGUUCCAGAUCUCAUAAAAGUAAAUCAAAAUCCGAAGAUGUUGCUUUUGUUGCACCACUGAAUCUUGGAACAGAAAUCAACUCAGUUAUCAGCCAGGCAUCUAUCAGUAGGCAAAUGGUUGUGAAAAAGAAUCCUAGUGAGGCUGUAACCUGUGUUGGAAACACUUGCACAGCUAAAAAUGAGGUGAUCAAGAGCGAUUUCCUUCUUGUGCACCAGAAGCAGCUAGAAGGCAGGUGUGCUAAGAGAAAGAAAACUGAAGAUGAUCAUGCAGUUAGCUGUGAAAAAACAUCUUUCAACAAAGAGAACUCUGUGCCCUUUCGAUCAGAUGUUCAGCAUAUUAAUGGGGAACAUACAGUUGAUAAGCCCUUGGAUCUGUCCGAUCGCUUCUCUGGAGUUCGUUGUCAAGAGAAAAAACAAGGAAGUGAGGAGACAUGUAAAAAUAGACUGAAACAGGUGACUCUGAAUGACAUUUUUUCACACCUGGGGAAGCCCGUUCCUGAAGGUUUAUCGUCCAUUCAAAAUGCCAAUGAGAGCUGUUUGUUUGGUAGAGAUUUACAAGAGGAAUCGUAUGUACAAGAGGCAAUGCUGGGAAAAACAUUCCCAGAUAAGAAAAAACAGAUCCAAAUGAAAGAAGAAGUUCCUCCCUUCAAAUUUGCACCAUUGCCAAGUUCUGCAGAGACAGAGGAACUUUUUGGCGAUGUACAGGUUGCCGGUGGCCAUGUACCAAAUAGAAGGAAAACAAGGACAGGACAUGGAGAGUCUGAACCAGCAUCUGUGCUUCAACCAAACCCUUGCAGAGUAUCAAAAGCACUGCAAAAUGAGCAAGACCUGAAAGAUAAACCCUCUUUAGAAAACCUACAGUGGAGCAUAGACCCAGGAGCUGACCUUUCACAGUACAAAAUGGACAUUACUGUGAUUGAUACAAAGGGUGAUUCUCAGAGCAAAGUCGGAGGGGAAGUUGUUGAUAUGGAUUACACAUAUGUUAGUGAUAGUGUGCUAUUAAAAAUGAAAAAUCAAGAGCAAAAUCAGGAAAGCAGUCCAAGAGGAGAAAUAACAGAGAUGUUUGAUCGGACAGCCCAUGAAGAAUAUGAAUCCUGCCUACCAGAAGAUAGUCCUUCUGCAUGUGAUGAAAAAGAAACUCUUCAUGAUGAAGAGCGGGAUAAGGGAAUAACAGUAGCAAGCAAGAAACUAAAGAAGCAUGAGGAUAAACAAGAUAAAGCCAAACAGAAAGCUUUUGUGGAGCCAUAUUUCAAAAGUGAUGAAAGAAAGAAUACUGUGUUAGAUUUUCCUCAUAUUGAGGUUAUUCGAAAAAAAGAAGAAAGAAGAAAAUUACUUGGCCAUACUUGUAAGGAAUGUGAAAUAUAUUAUGCAGACAUUCCAGAAGAAGAGAGAGAGAAGAAACUAGCUUCCUGUUCCAGACACAGAUUUCGCUACAUUCCUCCAAAUACUCCUGAAAAUUUCUGGGAGGUUGGAUUUCCUUCCACCCAAACCUGCAUGGAAAGAGGAUACAUUAAAGAGGAUCUUGCUCCCUGUCAGCGUCCAAAAAGACGGCAGCCUUAUGCUGUGAUGUUUUCUCCAAAAGGCAAAGAGCAAAAGACAUAAAGGAUGGGGAAGUAAGGCCUGCCAACUUGAAGCGUAUCUUUCCUGCCCAUAGAUAUUUAUAGUUAAUAUAAACUUGAAAUAAAGGACUAUGUUUUCCACAGUGAUAGAUAAAUUGUUUAAUUGAAUAUGUAAAUUUUAUAGAAUUCAUUUGAAAUUCUGAUUUAGCAGGAAACAAAAACUAUUUAAUGUAUGUUUGUUUCAUAUUGUGUUAAUACAUUUUGUAUUAAUUUUUGCACCUGUCAGACAAUGAGUCUCCCACUUUUUUUUUUCCUUUGAAGUCAACAGCUAAAAUUCCAGCAAAUCCUGUCUAAACUUUGUGUCAGCGAGUAACUGCUUUUAAGUCACUGAAAUCAGUUAUUCUUGCAAGGGUAAAUGUCUAUUAAUGGGAAUAGAAAUGUGGAUUUUCUAGGGUGCUUUUAUUUUGCACUGGAUUUUCUUAUAUGGCCUUUCUCUUAUGGCAGUAAUGGUUAUAUUUGCUUGUAAUAAAGUUGUAUUAAAUAUGAAAUGUAUCUACUGUUAAUAGUUUGGAAGUAGGAAAACCAUGAAGUCUGUCAUUCUUAAA
Manacus vitellinus (golden-collared manakin) is the source of this 3836-nucleotide messenger RNA. RefSeq names its product RB binding protein 8, endonuclease (gene RBBP8). Gene Ontology annotation, biological process: DNA double-strand break processing involved in repair via single-strand annealing; double-strand break repair via homologous recombination. The record is from RefSeq and is a predicted model, not a curated record. The transcript is spliced from 15 exons. Gene Ontology annotation, cellular component: site of double-strand break. Gene Ontology annotation, molecular function: double-stranded DNA binding; Y-form DNA binding; damaged DNA binding. Bases 908 to 3274 code for a protein of 788 amino acids. Lineage: Eukaryota; Metazoa; Chordata; Aves; Passeriformes; Pipridae.